Fusarium tjaetaba is the source of this 993-nucleotide messenger RNA. RefSeq lists its product as uncharacterized. NCBI's taxonomy places the organism in Eukaryota, Fungi, Ascomycota, Sordariomycetes, Hypocreales, Nectriaceae. The record is from RefSeq and is a predicted model, not a curated record. The transcript is spliced from 2 exons. Bases 1 to 993 code for a protein of 330 amino acids.
AUGGCCUCCAACAACAGCAAAGAUCCCGUCGUUGGAUCUGUCGACCACGAUAACUCUCCGGUCAUGCAGAAAGCUAUUGCUAUCGGUAAGACUAUCGCAGAUUUAGUGCAGAACGGUGAACGAUCCGGAGAAGCGAGAGCCCACUCACGUCUCACUCCAAGGAUCAAUCAUCAGGCCUCGCACAUCAAAGGCCUCGAAUCCCGUCUUAAAGCCUCAGAGGCUGGCGCUGCUCGGGCCAGGGCCGAUGCUGAGACUCAUAUCGCUAGAUACACUACUGAACUCGAGGCUCGCAAUGUGCAGAUGGUCAACACGGUUGUAGAGACCGUUGAAAGGAUGAAAAGAGAUGCAGCCGCUCGAGUCGCCGCGGCUGAGACUCAUGCCCAGGAAUGCAUCGGCGAAUACCGGGACAAAACUGAUUCUCAGAUUCGACAGCUGUCUCGGGACCUUGAGCGUCACAAUGACAUGCUUGGCCUUGCCCGAAAGCAUACCGGAUGGGUAGCACACAAACUGGUUCUUCUUCUAGAUGAGAUGGAGAAGAAGACACGCCUUCCCGACAAAACCGCUCUGGCGUCUUGCCUGCAGGAGAUGCUUGAGGAGCUCGCUGAGUACAGAAACGAUUGCGAUGUCUUUCUCGACAACGGCCUCGCAGACGACAAUGAACCUGACUGGGGGCCUGUGCCUAACGACGAAGGGGGCGCUCUACUCAACAAAUCCUAUCGCAAGUUCCCCGGGGCCACCUCAGCCAACAUAACUGGCCGGGUCCUAGUCUCUCCAAUCGGCGAGGACACUACCGAGAAGCAGGCCAGCCACGAGGAAAGUUCUCUGUUCGUAGAUGGUCAUCACCAUGAUGAGGACGAUCAGAGCAGCACCAUCAAAUCUGAAGAUGAUGACAACAACCAGCAAAGUCUCGCCGAUUUGCCUCCAGCUACCAAGCGAGCCAGCAACUCUGGAGGCCGAGCUGGACGUGGUGCCAAGCGUCAGCGUACAAAGUAG